Molecule: messenger RNA, 2779 nt
Organism: Pristis pectinata (smalltooth sawfish)
Lineage: Eukaryota; Metazoa; Chordata; Chondrichthyes; Rhinopristiformes; Pristidae
Gene: mettl18
Product: methyltransferase like 18
Exons: 2
Coding region: 1-1500 (499 amino acids)
Biological process (GO): peptidyl-histidine methylation, to form tele-methylhistidine
Molecular function (GO): protein-L-histidine N-tele-methyltransferase activity
Source: RefSeq, a predicted model, not a curated record
AUGGAAUUCAAGUUCGAGUUCCCGCUGGGUGGCGGGUCCGGCGAUGGCGGGAACCCCGGGGGGCGGCGCCCGGAGCCCGGGUCCGGCGAUGGCGGGAACCCCGGGGACCGCCAGGGCCCGGCGCCUGCGGCCGCCCAGCGCCGCCGCCUCCGGGAGCACGUGGUCGGGGACCCCGCCGACCUGAGGCCGCUGCUGGAGCGGACGGCGGCGGCGGUGUCGGUGCUGGAGGCCGGCGGCCUCCGGAUCAAACACAUCGAGCCUUCGGCCUUACUGUGGCCCGGGGCCGAGGGGGAGGAGGAGGAGGGGCCCGGGGCCGAGGGGGAGGAGGAGGAGGGGCCCGGGGCCGAGGGGGAGGAGGAGGAGGGGCCCGGGGCCGAGGGGGAGGAGGAGGAGGGGCCCGGGGCCGAGGGGGAGGAGGGGCCCGGGGAGGGGGAACCCGGGGCUGCGGGGAGGGAGGAGGGUCCUGGGGCUGCGGGGUCGGGGCCCGGGGCCGAGGAGGGGGGACCCGGGGAGGAGGGGCCCGGGGCCGAGGAGGGGGGACCCGGGGAGGAGGGGCCCGGGGCCGAGGGGGAGGAGGAGGAGGGGCCCGGGGCCGAGGGGGAGGAGGGGGGGGGCCCCGGGGAGGAGGAGGAGGAGGGACCCGGGGCUGAGGAGGGGGGACCCGGGGAGGAGGGGCCCGGGGCCGAGGAGGGGGGACCCGGGGAGGAGGGGCCCGGGGCCGAGGAGGAGGAGGGACCUGGGGCCGAGGAGGGGGGCCAUGUGGGUGAGAGAGCUGCGCCAGGGCCGGGGAAGGAAAGGCCUGGGGCUGGGCAGGGGAGACUCCCCUGGGAUCUGCUGUCCCUCUCGGAUCUGGUGCCCGGCUUGUACGAGGGCGGCCUGAAGGUCUGGGAGUGCACCGCGGACCUGGUCGACUACCUGGCCGGCGUGGAGCUGCGGGGCUUGAGGGUCCUCGACCUGGGCUGCGGCGCCGGGCUGCUGGGCAUCGCCGCCCUGGGCAAGGGCGCGGCCUGCGUCCACUUCCAGGACUACAACGGCGAGGUGCUGGAGUGGCUCACCAUCCCCAACGUGGCCCUGCUGGGACGGUCGCUCCCUGGGCCUGAGGUGGGAGGAGACGACGAGCCACCUGCGAAACGCAGCCGAGCCGAAGGCUCCCUCCUCGCCCGCUGCCGCUUCUUCUCGGGGCCCUGGUCCCUCUUUGCUCAGGUUCACGGUGACCGCGAUGCUUCCUUCAAGUACGAUGUCAUCCUGAGUUCCGAGACGCUCUACAACCCCCACAGCUACGCCGCGCUGCACCACGCACUGACCAGUCUGCUCUCAGACCAAGGAACCAUCUACCUGGCCACCAAAGCCCAUUACUUUGGGGUCGGUGGGGGCAUCCACCUCUUCCAGAACUUUGUAAAGGAGAAGCAGAUCUUUGACCUCAGGACAGUGAAAGUAAUUGAUGAUGGACUCCAGAGAUGCAUUGCAUUAAUGUCCUUCAGGAGGGGGAGGUCACCUUGACCUUCUUCUUCACUGCAUUGUGAUUAUGGUUGGAGCAGUGGUCUUGACCUUGGAAUAGGAAGGCUUUUUAUGCCGUGAAACUUGUUUUAACAUUAUACAUCAAACAAUACUUCUCUUUAAAUAAGUUGGCAUACCUUUCGCAAUUAUUUUCAAAUGCAUUGACUCCGGGAUGUGAAUGUAAUCAUGCUGCGCCAUCAGGCCCCCAUGAGCCAAAUUGGAUGAUUCUGUAUUGUUAACUGCUCAUAUUUAAUGCAAGUAUUUAAAAAGGAAAUGUGCAACAAAUACACCUGUUAGAAUUUAACUCUGAACUUACUACUGCAAAGAUGACUGAAUCAUGCAUUCUGAAAGUAUUUUUCCGUGGUCUACUUCAGUGACAAAAAUAUUUGGCUUGAACCUUCAUUAGUAAAAGACUAAGUCUCAAUCAAUGCUUCAGGAUAUGACAACAAUGUGUUUGAAGUACUGUGCAAAGCUUUCAGAGGAUAUUUCUGCUGAAAAGGUCGUGUGCCUUAGGACUCUGAAAGUGUUAGAUUUUAAUAUCAGCUCUGAUAAAGCAAGUGGCAAACGAGGAAAAAGGAUUGGUCCUAUUUGGAAUUAUAUUUUUUUUGGAGUUUAUCUGAUACUGUACAGGAUCUGCCAAUGUAUUUAAUGUUGGAAAUGGUGCCAGAAAUGUAAAUGUGUUUACAAUAAAUAUAUCUCCUGCAAGGACACGAGCCCACAGGAGAAGUAAAAUUUUUAUGCCUUCAAUGUUAAAUACAUUUUUAUUUAAAUAAAUCUGUUAUGAGCAUCAUCGAUAAUAUUUUCAUCAAGUUGAACGGCUAAAAGUUGGAGUUGAAAUGGUUACAUUGUAAAAGUGACUGUGACUUCCCAGUGAAAUAGGAAAACUACUAUUUGUGCUAAGUAACAUUAUGAUGUGUUACGUUACGAUAAAAUCAAUACUUGUGUUGAACUCCAGCCAGCACUUCUGUAUAACUCUAGGUAAAUGCUCUUAACAUGUGAGAUUCCAGAAUAAGGUUUCCUAUUUAUGAUAUCAGAUUAAUAAUUUGAACGCUGCUGUCCUGCCAGAGCUUAAUUAGAUAUUCACAAGGUCUGGAUCAAACCUAGACAUUGGUAUACGUGAUGGACCUUAGUGACUAGAUCUGAAUGCACAAUUGGGUUUGUAGCUUGGCUAGAUAAUUAUAACAGCAUCACCAGUUAUAGACUAUUGAUUUGACAAUAUGAUUCAUCAUUUUGUUUAAUUUUCAUUGUAAGGGUAUGUGAAAUAAUGGAAUAAAUGAUUGAA